Rhodotorula graminis WP1 is the source of this 3908-nucleotide messenger RNA. Its product is annotated as glycosyltransferase family 32 protein. The record is from RefSeq and is a predicted model, not a curated record. The transcript has 7 exons. Gene Ontology annotation, cellular component: endoplasmic reticulum membrane. Gene Ontology annotation, molecular function: hexosyltransferase activity. NCBI's taxonomy places the organism in Eukaryota, Fungi, Basidiomycota, Microbotryomycetes, Sporidiobolales, Sporidiobolaceae. The coding region runs from base 1 to 3864 and encodes 1287 amino acids. Gene Ontology annotation, biological process: cellular response to oxidative stress; protein N-linked glycosylation.
AUGCUCUCCCACUCGACGCCCCAACCGAGCCCACCCAACGAGUCGCCACCGCCCUACACGGCCCCUCUCGCGCCGCCCCACCGCUCGCGCAGCGUACCCCACCUCGUCAACCUCGCCUUCACCUCGUCCCUCCCUCCGCCCGUCCCGUCCACCGCCGGCCACCCGCCGUACGGCCUCGGCCUCGACUCACGCCCAAACGCCUCGUCGUCGUCGCACCCGGCGACCCGCGACCGCGUGCGCAGCUCGUCGGCCGCCGCGCUCCACCACCUCGGCGCCUUCCCCUCGCCCGCACCGCGCGCAGCCCACUCGUCCUCGUCCGACGACGGCGAGGCCUUUUCGCGCAUCCUCGCGCUCCCGCCCUCGGCCUACGUCGCCGUCCCGCACCCGGGCACGACCGACUCGGACGACAACGGCGACGGCGCGCUCGAGAUUCGCUCGCGCGUGACCGGGGCGGCGUCGGCGGCGAGGAGAGGAGGAGCGAGUUCGGUGACGCAGCGGCGAGGUGCAGGAGGAGCGAGAUUGACGAGGCGAGGAGCGUCUGGUGGCGGUGGGUCGCCGGAGUCGGGAGCGGCGCCUCUUCCUUCACCUGUACCGCCCUCACGUCCUUCAUCGUCCUCCUCGUCCGCCGCGACGCCGAGCCAGUCGCGCAUCUGGACGCCGCUCCUUGUCUUCCUCAACUUCCUCGCCAUGGUCCCGGGCCUCGUCGGCUUCUUCUACUCGGCCGCCCGGUUCUACAGCACGCGGCACCUCGUCUGGGCCUCGUCGACGUGGGACGCACGCGGCGCACACGGCGGGCAGGCCAUCCUCGAGGCGCGCUCGACCCGGCUCGACUGGCUCCUGAGCGCGUGCUGGGCCCUCGCGACGGCCUACUUCACCCUGUCGCUCGCGCGUGGGCUCCUGCGCCGGUGGCUCGUCUUCUACUCGACGGGCCCGACCAUCAUCCGCGUCGUGAGCCUCCAGGCCAUCUGUUGGCCGUUGACGCUCACGACGCACCGGUUCCUGUCGUUCGACCAGCCCGUCGCUGCUUGGGUCAUCUGCGCCACGACGGCUGCCUUCUCGAACGUCAUCCAGACGUGGGUCACGAGCAACAUCGUCGAGCGCAAGGACCGCCGCUCGCAGCAACGGUGGCGCCUCCUGUCGCUCGCCAUCACGACCGUCCUCGGCCCCGGCGUCCGCACCGACAAGUACCGCCGCGGCGAGCGCGUCCUGUCGUGGCGUCACGUCCUGUGGGGCACGGUCCUCCCCUUUGCGUUCCUCGGGUGGCUCUCGAUGGGCGCCCUCCUGUGGCAGCAGUUCGUCGCUCGGUACCGCGGCGGCGGCGGCGUCGCGCUCGGCCCGCACCCGCACCCGUACGCGCUCGUCGACCAGGGCGGCGCUCGGGCCCUCGCGACCUUGCCCGACCUCGACCCGUCGGCCGGCGUGCGCGUCGUCGUCCUCGUCACGUCAAGCUGGACCAACCGCUCGGCCGUCAACCGCCACACAUUCCGCGAGACGUCGGUCCGCCUCUUUCCUCGGCCCUCGUCGUCGUCAUCGUCGUCGGGCAAGCCGCCCGACAUCAGCGUCGCGUACCGGUUCCUCCUCGGCGCGCCGCCGUCGCCGCUCACGGCCGCACGAGCCGGGCCGGGUAUCGAGGCCGAGGCCGACGAGUGGCGCGACAUGCUCGUCGUCGGCGCGCCCGACGGGUACGACCAGUUGAGCCGCAAGGUGCACCGAGGGUGGGCCUGGGCCGCCGGGCUCGACGUCGACUACGUGCUCAAGACGGACGACGACAUCCUGUUGCGCAUGGACGUACUCGCCAAGGAGCUCGUGCAGCUCGGCCGCAGGACGGAGUACUGGAGGGGGUUCGCCUACUGGGACAUCCCGGCCAUCAAGGACGCGUCGAACAAGAACGCCGACUUUGCCUACGAGCUGUCGCCCUUCCCUCCUUACACGGCCGGCGCGCUCCACAUCCUGUCGCACGACCUCGUCCAGCUCGUCGCUCCGCCGCACGCCUCGCGCCUGUUCACCAAGAACGAGGACCAAAACCUCGGCCUGUGGCUGUACUCGUCCGGCGUCCGCCCGAUCCACGACCACCGCAUCCAGCAGGCCCAGGUGUGCGAGGACGACAUGCUCGCCAAGCACUUUGGCUCGCAGUACACCGAGCCGACCGGCGCAGGUGCGCGCGACAUGUACGCCAACAUCGUCGCCGGCCGGCGCCCGUGCGAGGGCCUCCUCCAGAGGUGGUGCGGCGUGUGCUACCCGUCGUGCCGCCGCCGCGAGAACCACUGGCGCCAGUGGGGCUACGCCUGCGACGAGCACCGUGGCGCCACCCUGUCGUCCCGUGCCGCCUCGUCGGCGUCGUCGUCGUCGCUCGAGGCGCCCGUCAAGGUCGCGCCCGAUCCUCGGAUCCUCGGCUCGGCCGACGACCCGUGGGUCGUGCCCGGCCUCCUGUCGCGCCACGCGUCGACCCUGAGCGCGACCGACGACUGGCACCUGCUGCACAUGGUGUGCUGGACGACGGCGCCCGAGACGUUCCAGGAGCGGCACUACGCCGCGCUCGAGACGAUCUGGGCGCACGAGCCGCGCGCCGUCGUCCUCGUCCUGUCGACGUCGCUCGACGAGGCGUUCCUCGACGUGUACCGUGAACACGGGUACGCCGUGCACGUCGUCCGCGUCGGGCGGGACGAGAUCCUCGAGCGCGGGUGGUACCUCGGGCCCAAGAGCAAGGAGUGGAUCGAGCGGUGGGACAAGUGGGCGACCGGGCCAAGCUUCUUCUCGCACUUGACCGACUACCUGCGGUACCUGUUCCUCUUCAACUUUGGCGGCACCUACCUCGACAUGGACGCGCCCUGGGUCCGCUCGCCGCCCGACGCCAAACUCGAGUUCAUCGGCGCCGACCACUCGACGCUCGCGAGCGACGUCGACUGGACGCUCGACGAGUCGGGCAUGUACCUCGCGCCGGGCGUCAUGCGGUUCCGACGCGGCUGGGCCGUCUUCCGCGACAUCAUGGAGUCGGCCUUCUCGCCGUCGUACUCGCCCGAGUGCUUCAACUGCGUCGGCCCGCGCGCCAUCACGUCGGCCGUGCGCGCUCGCCGGUACCAGCUCGAGCUCCACGGGUUCACGAUCGUCCCGCCGCACGUCCUGUACCCGCGCAACUGGCUCGCCGCGCACGAGCUCGUCCGGGCGCUCCCUCCCGGCGAGGCGCACGCCCAGCUCGCCCACAUCGCCGACCAGUCGUGGUCGAUCCACCUCUUCGGCAAGAUGACCAACCACCUGCGCAUCCAGCCGCGCUCGAUCGUCGCCGAGGCGUUCGCCGCCUUCUCGCUCGGCGUCCCCCGACCGACGGGCCCGCUCUCGUCCUCGGCCGGCCUCGACGACGACGCGCUCGACUCGCCGCCUCGCGCCCUUCCAGCGUCGCACUCGGCCCUGUCGCUGCGCCAUCCGCCCCGGUACACCUACCGCGCGCGCUCGACGCUCGCGCGAGACGAGGUCCCGCACCUCGACCUCGGCUCGCUCGACGGCCGGUUCGACGGCCUCGACCUCGUCGCCGUUCGAGGUGCGCUGCCCUCGGGCGUCAAGAGCGCACGCGCCGAGGUGCGCCUGAGCACGACGAGCGGCGGCAAGGUGGCGCUCGAGCCGCCUGGGUCGCUCCGCGGGAGGACCGGCAGCGGCGAGGCUGGGCCCGCCGCAGGGGAGGACGUCCGCUUCGUCCUUGACGACGCGAGGCUCAAGGACAUCAACGCCGUCCUGCGGAGCGCAGUGUACGUCCCGCCGCAGGCGGGCGACGGCGACGAGGUGCGCCUCGAGGACGAGCUGCGGAUCGUCGUCGAGUGGGGCGGCGAGCGGUUAGAAGGCGUCGUCUCGGUGGUUAUACCGGGCUUUUGAGCGAGCUGUACAGGUCGCAUAUGCAUUGUAGAGCAGUCCUCGGC